Capsella rubella is the source of this 579-nucleotide messenger RNA. RefSeq names its product importin subunit alpha-1-like. The record is from RefSeq and is a predicted model, not a curated record. Gene Ontology annotation, molecular function: nuclear import signal receptor activity; protein binding. The annotation marks the transcript as partial. Lineage: Eukaryota; Viridiplantae; Streptophyta; Magnoliopsida; Brassicales; Brassicaceae. Gene Ontology annotation, cellular component: nucleus. The transcript has 3 exons. Gene Ontology annotation, biological process: NLS-bearing protein import into nucleus.
AAAGACAUAAAGAAAGCCACUUUGGUUACGAUUUCAAACAUCACUGUAGGCUUUUACUUACAAACUCAGUUAGUUCUUGAGGCAAAUUUGGUUCCAAAGUUGGUCCAUCUGGCUCAAAAUACUGAACUGGACUUUAAGAACGACGUUAUAUGGGCAAUUUCAAAUGUGACCUUAGCUGCUUCUCAUGAUCAAAUCAAAUACUUGGUGGAGCAGGGUUGCAUAAAACCUUUAUGUGAUGUCCUAGUAUGUCCAGACGUAUGGAUCAUCUCAGCGUGUUUAGAUGGAUUGGAAAGGAUUUUGGUAGCUGGAGAGGUGGAGAAGAACACCACCGGAGGCGUGAACUUAUACUCUCAGCUGAUUGGAGAUGCAGAAGGGAAAGAAAAGAUUGAGAACCUGCAACAACACGAAAGCAAAGAAAUAAACGAGAAGGCCUUGAACAUUGUGGAGACAUACUGGGGUGUAUAGGAUAAUGAGAAGACACAAGUACAACCUCUAAGUUGAUGGAUCUGGUCUUUUCCUUUUUCUUGGUGACAUUUUGGUCUCUUAAUACAUCACUGGUUCUAUCAAAUGAAAGUAACA